AUGUCUUCACUUCCACCUGGGGUAGCUCUUGCGAGCACAGUUACUUCAGUAGCUGCGCUUGGUUUCGUACCUGUUGCCGUGCAUUUCGACCUCUUUGGCACUUUGGCAAAUAUCGAAGGCCCAGCGAGCGGAGAAGAUGUUUUGGCCGCCUAUAGAAACAGCCAGGGUGAUAAGACCGAAGAUAACGUACCAUGUUUACGUUUAGUUCAGGAUACCCUAUAUGCCAUGUCCGGUUUGGGCUUCGUUGAUUUUACCGGAGACGAUCUGUACAGCGCCAAUGCGAUCACUAAACACUUGGCUAUCAUGCCUUCCGCGCAACAUGGAGCACUUCACUUUACAACGGAAGCUCUCCUGGGCGCUGCAUUCUUGAUGAGAAAGUUGCAAGCAGAUAACUUCAAAUACCCAUUCAAAGAACUGGAUACACCCUACCAAUACGCCUAUCAUUUAAUGGGACUGGAGGAGCUAGCGAAGCAGCACACGUAUUCCAUCAUGACCGAUGAAGGACGGAUGGACAGCUUCAACCACUUCAUGGUUGGCAAGUUCAUGAAGACAAAUAGUGCUCCUGAUCGCCUUAGGGCACUCGGAUACGACUUACAGUCCGUGCUAAACGAGGCAGGAGACGCUGUCCCGGCCACUAUGGUCGAUAUUGGUGGGGGCCGUGGAGAGCUGUUGCUGGAUAUUAAAGCGGCAUAUCCGGACUUGCAAGCUUCCGACCUUGUGGUACAAGAGUUUAAUCAGGAAAUUACAGAGAUUCCUGGAAUUACGCUGGCCACAUGGAACUAUAAGGAGGACAGCCCACAACCCAUUACAGGAGCAUUGGUCUACCAUCUCGCGCAUAUUCUCCAUAAUCUGUCGGAUCUACAAGCUGCGCGUUUGUUACAGAAGGUAGCCGAAGCUAUGGCAUCCCAUUCUCGUGUUCUAAUUCAUGAGUUUCCGAAGAAUGUGAACUAUGCCAAGAUGCAUUCGGCAAUGAUUACAUUAUACGCAGGGCGGGAGAGAAGUGCGGUCGAGUGGCGGGAGAUGGCUGCAUUAGUAGGGCUAAAAGUGACCUUUGAAGCUUACCCGGAAGUUGGUGAAGGAUUGAUUGAGAUGAGAAAACUUUGA
Messenger RNA from Aspergillus pseudonomiae, 1104 nucleotides. RefSeq names its product putative O-methyltransferase. The record is from RefSeq and is a predicted model, not a curated record. The coding region runs from base 1 to 1104 and encodes 367 amino acids. Gene Ontology annotation, molecular function: O-methyltransferase activity. The transcript is spliced from 5 exons. Lineage: Eukaryota; Fungi; Ascomycota; Eurotiomycetes; Eurotiales; Aspergillaceae.